CAAGCGCAACUUCUUUUGUGGAACCAACGUCGAAAGAGGCGUCGAGGACGUCGCUUUCCCUGUUUUUGGGUUUUGCCAAGCCCACAGCAAUCGUGGUUUGACAUACACUAUUUUGAUGCUACAAUUCCAGGAGACUAUUUUAGGCGUCAGCUCCGCUUAAACAGAAAUACGUUCUCGGUGCUAUUGAAUAUUCUUCGCCCACGCCUGACAAGACAAAACACGCACUUGCGUGACUGUGUGACACCGGAAAAACUUUUGGCAUUGGGACUGUAUCGCUUGGCGCAUGGAAAUUCCUACAUAACGAUAGGCCCAAAUUUUAAUGUAGGAAAAAGUACAGUUAUUUAGGCGGUCCAAGAUGUUGUUGA
Messenger RNA from Porites evermanni, 365 nucleotides. The record is from the annotation of a GenBank genome assembly. Lineage: Eukaryota; Metazoa; Cnidaria; Anthozoa; Scleractinia; Poritidae.